CUGUGAUUGCAUAACCAUAGGAAUCAGUCCUCAUCAUAUCUGAAAACUUGAGUGGAGUCAUGAUGAAGUACAGAGCAGGUUUUCUGAAAGCAGUGGGUGCCUGCAUGUUGAUUCUGAUGCAAAGCCUGGGUGCACGACCUGCACCAAAGAAACAUGCUGCUAUAGUUCCAUGCAGGUUGAAAGAACUGACAAACCUCACCAGAAGUCUAGUCGAAGCCAGCUUGACAAGUUUUGAUGAAGCCAAUGGGAAACACCUUGGUACUUGGUUCCCAGGCUUCCCUGAGCUCCAGGUCCACCAGAACUCUGCUCUUAUUGGGUCAAAAGUUCAGUGCAGCCUCCUCUUCAUGACCAAAGGUCUGGACAAAGUCCUGGAAGAUCAGGAGAAGAACCUGAAUCCCCAAGAUGUUUCACUUCACCAGAAGCUCAGGGACACCAUCUUCAGGGUCAACAUGCUUACAGAGUGUGUGAAGCAAAUUCUUGGAGGGGAAUGUUUGCCGAAGCCAUCCCCACCUGAAAUGCCCAAGCAUGCGUUUAACAGGAAGCAGUGGAGUCACACUCUGUUGAAAACUGCCAAGGACUAUCUGGGCUGGCUGGAGUGUAAGCUUGGGUUCCAAAUUUCAAAGGUCAAAGGGAAAAAUAAGAUAAAAUGUACAGAUUCUGAGGCCACAAGUCAGAGGUACUUGGAGGGAAGUGGAUAUCUCUUGUAGUUUUUUUAACACAUGACAUUUUGGCUGUCUAGCAAGAUUUAGAUGAGAAUAUCAAUAGCACUCUGAUAUCUGUAUGGUAAAUAUAAGGCUACAGUUAGCAGCUAGUUACCUUAGGCUAGCAGAAAGACUGGAAACUACUAGCCUAGCUCUGUCAGAAAGUAAUAAAAUCCAUAACAAAUUUAACACAUAAUGUCCUGCCAUACAAUAUAUUUUCCACUGGAGUCUCUGUAUAGAUUAAACUAAUCUUACACAUAGUGAGCUUUAGAGGUAAUUGAUAGUCUGCUAGCUAUACAUUUACAUACAUACUAUAUGGUUUACAUACAUAAGAGUGGUAUCAAUGUUCUUAUCAAAUUCUCAGCAAGCCCACAAGAGUAUUUUCAAAAAUGUCAGACUAUUUGUCUAAAAACUGUAUGAGUAAAGGCUUUGUUCAAAUGAACUUGAUACUUUGAAGCAAAUGACCUUGUUCCCACGUGAUAGUAAUUAAUCAACUUGCCAAAAAGGCAAAUGAAAAGGAGCUCUAAUACAUGUCUUAAUUACGACGGUUUGUUUUCUCAGCCUUCAAAAUGAUUAAUUGUUUUGCUCUGGCCGUGUAUCCCUUGUGAGUGGGCUACAUUGCCUGAGGUAGAAACAGAGACUGAUAAGAAUCACCAUCAGAGAGCCACCAGUCUGGACUCCAAUCAUUGUAUUCCGCAGUGAAAUUUGUGGCCAGAUGGACAGUGCACAGUAAGGCAGAUAAGUCUGUCAAACUGUUUUCAAAGCAAUGCAAGAGAACAACAGCACUGUAACAAAGAUUAAUGUGGGCCUCGUCCAACUCAAAUUAAGUGAUCAAUUAAUAUUCAGUCGAAAUUCUAAUGUUUCGUGGGUCUCAUGCGUCAAAUGAGUCUGCAAGGUGUUGACAUUUUACAUAUUUUGAAGAAUAUGUACACUUCUUCAAAAUCAAAUGUAUUUUUUUAAUUAUUAUUUUUACAAAACAUAUUUUGUAUUUUCACAAAACUGAAAAAUGUAUAACUGUACCUUCUGUUUGGCCAGUAUUUCUAAUAAUGCUCAAUUUGUAUGAUAAAAUCAAAUGUCUGCUGACCUA
Scatophagus argus is the source of this 1788-nucleotide messenger RNA. RefSeq lists its product as uncharacterized. Lineage: Eukaryota; Metazoa; Chordata; Actinopteri; Scatophagidae. The transcript has 3 exons. The coding region runs from base 60 to 707 and encodes 215 amino acids. The record is from RefSeq and is a predicted model, not a curated record.